Phytophthora sojae is the source of this 507-nucleotide messenger RNA. RefSeq lists its product as hypothetical. The coding region runs from base 1 to 507 and encodes 168 amino acids. The transcript has a single exon. Lineage: Eukaryota; Oomycota; Peronosporomycetes; Peronosporales; Peronosporaceae. Gene Ontology annotation, molecular function: hexosyltransferase activity. The record is from RefSeq and is a predicted model, not a curated record. Gene Ontology annotation, biological process: dolichol-linked oligosaccharide biosynthetic process. Gene Ontology annotation, cellular component: UDP-N-acetylglucosamine transferase complex; extrinsic component of endoplasmic reticulum membrane.
AUGCACGCGUUCGUGACGGUGGGGACGACCAAGUUCGACGCGCUGAUCUCGGCGCUGGACACGGACGCGUGUCUGUCUGCGCUGGUGGCGCGGGGCUUCACGUCGCUGCGGAUGCAGAUCGGCCACGGCGAGCACGUCCCGCGCGCGUCGUUCCCCGGGCUGGAGCUGAGCCACUACCGCCACGACCCGCAGUACAAGAAGGACGUGGCCCGGGCCGACCUGGUCAUCAGCCACGCCGGCGCCGGCUCCAUCAUGGACGGCCUGGCGCUCAAGAAGAAGCUCGUGGUGGUGGUCAACGCGGCGCUCAUGGACAACCACCAGACGGAGCUGGCCGAGGCCAUGGCCGACCAGAAGUACUGCCUGCAGACCUCCGUCCAGGACCUGCAACGCACGCUCGAGCUCGGCAACUGGGACGACCUGCAGCCGUACCCCCAACCGGAUGAGCAGGCCUUCCCCGACCUGGUUGAUGCUGUAAUGAGCGUGACGGAAGCUAGCAAAGAGCAGUAG